This is a messenger RNA of Babesia microti strain RI, 1401 nucleotides long. RefSeq lists its product as hypothetical. Gene Ontology annotation, molecular function: DNA-binding transcription factor activity. NCBI's taxonomy places the organism in Eukaryota, Apicomplexa, Aconoidasida, Piroplasmida, Babesiidae. The coding region runs from base 1 to 1401 and encodes 466 amino acids. Gene Ontology annotation, biological process: regulation of DNA-templated transcription. The record is from RefSeq and is a predicted model, not a curated record. The transcript has a single exon.
AUGGGUGAUAAUGGCCUACUUUCAGACGCGAUCAGAUUGUUAGUGGAUAGAUUCCCAUCUCUCCCACCUUCUGAUUCUUGGAAGUACCUGGAUCCGCAAUUAGCAGCCACAAUUCAUCUGCGUUAUUUGGAUGCAUAUACCCAGAAUCAGCAAUUACUACUUCACCUAUGUGACAAACAACGGGAAAAGGCGGGGACAUUUACGAAUUCAACAACGGCCCAGAUGAAUGGGUCCAUAGGACUUGACAGUCAAAACAAUCUGAUCUCACAUAGAAAUUACUCUGAUACUUGUAAUGUUGGUGACAUAGUCCCCUAUAACAACCACCAGGAAAUAGUACCCUAUAGCCAAAUUAACAACCAAUACUCCGACAACAUCGACCACAAUGACAGCGUAUCGACUAUAGUGCCAUUUUCUCUACAAAACAACUUCAACCAGCCCACUUUGUCCAUCCCAAUGAAUAAUGACAUCCCGAUUAACACUAUACAUUCGGCCUCGCCUAAUGGUGGGAAAUCUCCCAAAAGCGGUAUCCAAGGUAUUACAUUCAACAGGUACAAAAACUCUUGGUGCGUAUCAUCGGUAGACGCGGAUGGGUUGAGACGACGAAAAUUUUUUAAUAUCAGAAAGUAUGGGUUUGACGGGGCUAGGUCUCUAGCGCUAGAUUAUUUAUUGGAAUAUCAGCGAAGAAAUUUCUCAAGCCAAUCUUCUUUACAGGCGGAAGUUGUAUUUGAUAGGAAAGAGAGGAACUUGGUCCAAGAUAUUCUAUCUAAGCAUGACUCAUAUGUUUAUAAUUCCGAUUCAUAUGAGACUGGGAAAGUAAAUAUAGCGGAAAUUUACAAUUAUUCUGAGAAGUUUAGACAAAAAUUUUCGGAUAUAUGUGGCCUCAUAUUUAUUCCAGGUAUACUAAUAUUAACUACUGUUACAUAUGAUAAUGCUGGAAAACGGAUCAUCAAUAAAUUUCCCAUCCAAAACUCUUCAUUUGAAGAUGCAAGUCAAUUGGCCAUUGCUAAUCUUCAAAAUGCCUAUAAAAGAUCGAAAAUUUGUGGAAUUUUACCUUUUCAUGCUGACAAAUGCUUUAUUUAUGCCACGUGCUAUGACUUGAAUAUUGAUAUCACCAAAUCGUUUUCUCUGAAAGAGGGUUUUGUGGCUGCACAUAAAAAAGCUAUUGCAUUUAGAAAGGGGGUUGUGAAGAAUAUGAAGAAGACAUCAGAUGAAACAAAUGUUUCUGGUAUUAUUAAAUUUCCAGGCGUCUAUUACGAUUCAUAUUCCAAGUGUUGGGUCAGCAGCUGCAGUUACUCUGGGAUAAGAAAGGAGGUUAAAUUUUAUACUAAGAAACACGGUGAAAUUUGUGCUAGGGAGCUGGCUAUAAGACAUAGAAUGAAGUGGAUGAAGAAUAAACUAUAG